Molecule: messenger RNA, 1062 nt
Organism: Penicillium odoratum
Lineage: Eukaryota; Fungi; Ascomycota; Eurotiomycetes; Eurotiales; Aspergillaceae
Product: 3-methyl-2-oxobutanoate hydroxymethyltransferase ECM31
Exons: 2
Coding region: 1-1062 (353 amino acids)
Biological process (GO): pantothenate biosynthetic process
Cellular component (GO): mitochondrion
Molecular function (GO): magnesium ion binding; 3-methyl-2-oxobutanoate hydroxymethyltransferase activity
Source: RefSeq, a predicted model, not a curated record
AUGGCUGCCCCUCGAUUGACCAUGCGACCCCUCUCGCGAUCUGUUUGCACAGCAGUGUCUUUAAGACCUGGCGCAUCGCGCACUGCUCGACGACCCCAGACCAAUACCUUCUGCCUCCGCUCUCCCUCUCCCCUUUCUUCGCCGCCGCUUUCCUCUCAAAUCCGAUACAGCUCCUACUCCUCGCCCGAUCAUGGUCCUAAUACGCGCAAGAAGGUUACCCUCCAAACAAUACGAAACCUCUAUAAAAAGGGCGAACCAAUUACUAUGCUUACAGCCCAUGACUUCCCCAGUGCCCAUGUCGCUGACGCGGCCGGGAUUGAUGUCGUCUUAGUCGGUGAUAGCCUAGGGAUGGUGGCGAUGGGAUUGGAAAACACAACCGAGGUUUUGAUGGAGGAAAUGAUCAUGCAUUGUCGGAGUGUCGUCCGCGGCGCAAAAACUGCAUUGAUUAUUGGUGAUUUACCUAUGGGUUCAUACGAGGUGAGCCCAGAACAAGCCGUGGAGUCAUCACUUCGUCUAGUGAAGGAAGGUCGUGUGCAUGGCGUGAAGAUUGAAGGAGGGGAGGAAUUAGGCCCAACCAUCAAGCGGAUCACCCAGGCUGGGAUCCCCGUCGUUGGCCAUGUGGGACUUACACCACAACGUCAAAAUGCGCUCGGUGGCUUCCGAGUCCAAGGAAAGACAUGUGCCAGUGCGAUGCAGCUCAUGCGCGACGCGAUGGUCAUGCAAGAAGCAGGCGUGUUCAUGUUUGUUCUCGAAGCAAUGCCUGCGGAGGUCGCAACACUUAUCACAAGCAAGCUCAAAGUCCCGACGAUCGGGAUUGGUGCUGGCAAUGGAUGCUCAGGCCAGGUCCUCGUGCAAGUGGACAUGAUGGGUAAUUUCCAGCCCGGUCGGUUCGUGCCGAAAUUCGUCAAGAAAUACGCCGAUGUAUGGGCCGAAGCCACACGCGGAGCUGUACAGUAUCGCGACGAGGUCAAAAGUCGCGCGUUUCCUUCAAAGGAAUACACAUACCCAAUCUCACCGGAAGAACUAGCUAAGUUCGAAAAGGAGGUGGAUGCAAAAUAUUAA